CUUUGAGACACUGGUGUGUUUGCUCUUUUUAUAUCAUGACUUGAAGCCAUGGGUGCUGCAUUGGUCACAGCGGCGCUGCUGACCUCUGCCCUAUCUGAAGAGUUGUAUUUCCUGGGCCAGCGCGAGGGCGAUCUCCACUGCCUGGGAAGUUGCAGCAGUUGCCAUGAUGCCCUCCAGCAGCUGCCACGUGGCCGCUUCGAGGCUGCUUCCCGGCACACGGAUCUGUCGCUGCGCACGGCUGAAGAGGUUCAGCAAUGGCUCAGUGCGCCAGAGGUUUGCGACCUCCUGCUGAUGUUCCCGGUGGACAUCCAGCGGGAGGCUUGGAGCCUGGCGGCGCUGCCCAGCGAGGAGUACCUGUCCUAUCGUGGUGCGACGCAGGAGACUCGACGCGUGGUCGAGCAGUGUGAAGCACUACAACUCCUCUCCAUCUUCACGUGGCAAGGCGCUGUACGAGCUCCAGACCUUUGUUCUGACACGGAGGAGCCUCAAAGCUGCUUCCUGCGGGCGCGGGAGACGGCGCUUGCGGCGCUCCAGCGACGUUGGAAGGAGCUGAGCCGGGCCCACACUGAAAGGCUGAGAUCAAACGUCUUGGAGGUGGUUCUGGGACGGAAUGAUAGUGUUCUGGCACUCUUGGGCAGAGCAAACCUCGCUUUGGCACAGGCGCAGGAGAAGCAAAGUUCCGAGGGCAAAACUUCCCUCGUCUUCUUGGCAUCUGGGGCCAGCGAGAGAGUUCUGUCAGAGCUGGCAUUGGAGCUUGGAAGGACCGCUCGGUUGGUGGUCGAGCAUUCGCGCACCGUGUGGGGCUUGAAGCAGUUGGUCUUGGAGCUCUCAGGGGUUUAUCCGAACAUUCAGAGCCAGUUGCCCACUUACCGCAUCCAGCCUUUCUAUGGCAGGCCAAGGGGUUUGUUUCGAUGAGAAGGAGACCUCAAUAGCGUGCUUGGGAUGGGCCAGAUUGACAUGAACACGGGGAAAAGUUUUUGAAUAUGUACAGCACACUAGACUCUAGACUCUAGACUAUCUACAGUAUGCAGUACAUUGGCUCGUUGCGAGCCCUUCCUUCUGCAUAUGUGCAGUAAGUAUGUGAAUAUGCGCAGUACAAUGUUGAAUAUGUCAAGACUGGUUUCCCUUUGCCUGGCUAAUUUCUGCUUGGGAAGGUCCGAAACGAACCCAAGAACGCACUCAAUGAAGGCAUUUCCAGUGGUCGCCUCUGGACCUCUGGAGGCACUUCGAUGUUUUGGAGGCGCUUUUGUCCAGCCUUGAGGAGGACAAGGCCGACUUGGGCAGUGAAGGACCAUCCGGCAGAAAGCUACACGUAUGGUGGCUUCAGUGGCUUCGAUUUUUGCAGGACAUCGAAGAGUGAAUGUGGACAUCACAUUGGACAUCGGGCCAGAGCUUCGUAUGGCUGAGCUUGGAGUUGCUUGUGGUCCCAUUGGUGGCUCGAACAAUUCGGAAAUUAGGCAUGGAUGGAGGGUGCCACAGGUGCUUGGAUGAUCUGAUCUGCUUGGGAAAGUUCCAGAUGAUGCAGUCUGAUGUAAUUAGAGUCGCUGCAAGAUCCGGGUCGCUUAGUGAAAGCCAAUGUUUGCUGGCUGAAUAUGUUCUUGCAGCAAGGGAGGGG
Molecule: messenger RNA, 1615 nt
Organism: Durusdinium trenchii
Lineage: Eukaryota; Dinophyceae; Suessiales; Symbiodiniaceae
Source: the annotation of a GenBank genome assembly